GGGGGGGGAGAAACAGAACAAGAUUUUUUUUUUUCCCGGUUGUGAUUGCAAAAAAUAAAUAAAUAAAAUAAAAUAAAAUAAAAUGUAACGAUUGCACCACCAAGCGCAGCUGAUGAGAAUCUGGAAUAGCAGCAGCAUCCGGGCUGAGAUGCGAGGGCCCGUUGCAAUGUUGCACAUGUGAAACAGAGAAACAAGGUCGCCAUGGAAACGCACUUUGAAUCUAUACGUUCCUGUUCACCAUGACUCCCAGUAGAGGAUUCUGGGAUUGACGCGGGAAUAUUUCCCACUGAUGGCCAGGACUGGCUAACCCGGUGUGUGCUUCAGGUGCCAGCCGCUCUGCUGAAGCAAUGGGAAGCUGCUAUAGCUGUCUGUACAGAGACACCAUCCCAGACAACCACCCAACCAGAUUCAAGGUGACGAAUGUGGACGAUGAAGGGAACGAGCUGGGCUCCGGCUCUAUGGAGCUCACUCAGACUGAGCUCAUCCUGCACACCCGCAAGCGCGACGCUGUCAGGUGGCCCUACCUCUGCCUGCGCCGCUAUGGCUACGACUCCAACCUCUUCUCCUUCGAGAGCGGCCGUCGCUGCCAGACCGGCCAAGGUAUCUUUGCCUUCAAGUGCACCCGUGCAGAGGAGAUCUUUAACCUGCUGCAGGAGCUCAUGCAGUGCAACAGCAUCAAUGUGGUGGAGGAGCCUGUCAUCAUCACACGCAACAGCCACCCCCCUGAACUGGUCCUGCCACGCACCCCGCAGACUCCCAACAGUCAGUACACAGCACAAGCUCCAGCCUACACUGUCCCUGGAUUCCCGAAUGGAUACCCUGGAUACCCAGUGGGAGGAGACGGCUCCUCACACCCCUCGACACACCACCCCUCCCUGGGAGAGGACUCCACCCACGGGCUCAUCGGCAUUGAGGACCAGGCCCAUACUUACGUGAACACUGCCAGCGCAGACGGGGAGGACCAUGGGCGACACUGUGUCCACUCUCUGCCCGAGGUGCGGCCCAACUCUUACCCGGAGAGCGCCAGGGGAGGUGUAGGGCCUGGGGGUCACCCUGGGGUCCACUGCUGCCCUCUGGAGGAGCGCAACCCCCAAGUGUUCUUGCAGCCCCCCACGGGAGAGGUGAAGUUCGUGCUGGGGCCCACCCCUGCCCAGUGCAGGCUGAUGGAGCGGGAAAGGGAGACCCUGGCCAAGCAGCUCCACGUGCACCACCACACGCAUCUGUCCGGCGAGGCGGUGCCGGAACUGGACCCCCCUCCUCUGCCCCACGCUCACCCCCACCACCUGCACCCCUCAUACCACCACCUCCACCCCCACCACCCUCACCACAACAACAACAACGAGCACAAGGAAGGCUGCCAGAACGCCAGGCUGACCUACGAGAACAUCAACGGCCUGGGAGGGGGAGGGCUGAGGAGGGGAGGCAGCCUGGGCGGUACUGGAGGAGGAGGCGGGAGGAUCAAGCUGUUCCCUGGCAGCGUCUCCCUCUCCGGGUGCUCCAGCAGCAGCAGCAGUGGAGGGGAGGGUUCCCACUCCCUGCCUCCCUCCUCCUCCUCCUCCUCCUCGCAAGGGUUCGGCUGCAUGGGGGUCGGCAGUGGCCACCGCAAGAUGGCUCUCCUGAACUACGAGAACCUGCCAUCGCUGCCACCAGUGUGGGAGUACCGCGCCCUGCAGAGGGAGGAAGAGGAGGAUGAGGAGGAUGAAGAGGAGGAGGACGAGGAGGAAGAGGAGGAGGAUUACGAGGAAGAGGAGUAUGACGAGUACUCGGAGGGACCCGGAACGCCUAACGGUUACCAUGAUGACGGCGCCGGGGGCAACGGGAGGGAGGUCAUGCGGAACUAUGUGAACACAGACCGCCUGCCGCAGGGAGGCAGGAGGCCAGUGUGCCCCCCAAGAAGGCCGCACAGAGCUGGGGAUUUCCACGGAGGAGGAGGUGGUGGUAAUGGGGUCUUUAGCUUCGAUUUCAGGAGGGGUGACCCAUCCCAGCAGCGGCAGCUCAACUACAUCCAAGUUGAUCUGGAUGGGGAUUCUGAGCGUGGGAUGGGAGGGGGCAUGGGUGCAGGAGGAGGAGGAGGAGGCGGCAACCCCCAGCAGCAGCCCCUGCCUUGUGCUGGCCCCCCGGGCCCCCAGCCCCCCCGUCGCAGCGAGUUCUAUGCCGUUAUCGACCUGAAGAAGACCGCUGCCAUGUCCAGCCUGCAGAGGGCGCUGCCUCGGGAUGACGGGACGUCGCGAAAAACCAGGCAUAACAGCACUGACCUGCCGCUGUGAGGAGCAGGUGGCACAGAGAGGAGAGAGAAAGAGUGGAAGGUGGAAGGUGGAAGGUGGAAGGUGAAGUGCCCCCCUCUCCAGCCUCUUUGCGAUGGUACGGCAGUAUUCGGACCCCCUUUCCAUCCUCCCUUUACUCAGAAGAGGUUUGACCCAUGUCGAGCAGUGAGCUCUGUGACUUGCCUGCCUGCAGCUGUCGGCAAAACUACGAAACGUGAUUCGUGGGCAGCUUGACGGAUCCAGCUGAAACUGACAAGUUUAGGUCAGCCUAAUGUAAAAGGAAACUUGCCAGUGUGUGUUUGGCUGGCUGUCUGUUCAGGAUUGACCCGGCUGCUCCAGAUUGAAGCUGGUGGCAUGUUGGCAUGGCCGCCGCAGGGGCAGCUUGGUGCAGGCAGGGCAUUGCCCUCGAGCGAGAGGCGUGCCAGCUGCUGUGUACUGUGUGUGAUGCACCUUCCAUCCAGCCUUGUAGCUCUCACAAGAUGCAGCAUCCCCUUUUUACUGCCACUGAUUGUGAGCUCCUGUAGCUCGUUAGCUUGAUUUACCAGUGGGGUGAGGGGAAGGGUUUUUUUGUUUUGUUUUAUAACGGAGUGAAUAGGAAACACACUCUUUGCCACACAGAUCCAGGGAAAUGCCCCUCUAUGUAUUUAGCAUGAUAGCUAUUAUUAUUAUUAUUAUUAUUAUUAUUAUUAUUAUUUAGACAGGCACACACACACAACUGUAAGAUCAUACAUGUACACCAAUAUUGAACCACAGUUCAUGCAUGCAGACAUGUAAACAUAUAUUCUACAUCCUUUUUAGUUGUUUUGUUUUAAUUUGGCAAAUAAAACACAAAAAACAAUUCCACAUCACUUCCAGAAUGCAGGAAAGAUCAGUCCAAGUUAUGACUAACUUUGUUUUGUGUGGGUGGCGGCUGUUCUGAGAUACAUACUGACAAAAAUCAGACAGGGGGUGCUGCAUCGUUACUAUUUGUGACCAUUUUGCUUGACAUUAAAAUAAAAUAGAAAAAAAAAUAUAUAUAUAUAUAUAUGUAUCCAUUCCGAAACUCAGUGCCCCAAAAGGGAAAGGCGCUUUGCAUUAACAUGCAGCUCUACAAAGGUGCCAACUUUCCUUUACUGUACAGUAUGAGUGUAGUGACUCAGAUUUUUUUUCCAUGUGCCAUUACAUAGUCUGGGAAUGUGAGGGCUAAAAAAAACCUAAGAAGAAGUCUUAACUGUGAAUGUUUUUUUUUUUCCUUGUGUUGAAUCUGCAGCAAGUACUCGUGUGCAUUCUGUAUAGGUUUCAGGCUCACUGGACCCUGGCAGGUCGUCUGGUCUGUUGGAUAUUGGGCAAAUGAAAGCUACACACACAGAAAUAAUCUGUGUUUAUUUUUAACCAGCGUCUAACUGAGAGGAUCUUGAAUUUGGCAAGACUUUUUACCCUGGGAAAUAAAAAAUAAAUAAAUAAAUUAAAUUUCAGUCCUAAUUUUGAGAAUGUAUUUGAAUUGAUUGGAGAGAGACUUGUUCUAAAUUCGUUGGACUGUUUGAAAAUAGGGUUCUCUGCAAUUCUGCCAGCCCCAGCUGUGCACUGGGGUUUAAAUUUCCCCAGAGUUCCCUCCAAGCUUUGUUUGUGGAGGUGUCUGGUGCUGGAGUAACCACCAGAACUGAAAACCCACCAAUCAGAUUCUGAUGUGCACACUUUUAGGAAAACCAUGCACAGCCCACCCACUGUAUUACUGCACCCAAUCAGAGGUGAGCAUUCCCAAGACGGGUUGGUGACCGAACGGGUGGCCCUUUUGAAGGAAGGCACCACUGCAGACUGGUGGUAUUGGAGUUUAAACAACGCCUUCUGCUUUGUUUCCAUGUUAGAAUAAGGGAAAGGGUUCUGAAUAAGCAGGUUUUAAUAAGUCCAGACCAUCUGGUGGAAGCAGUGCAAGGCUGUACAAUGGGUGGGGAUGUUCAUAGCAGGAGCCUUUUACAAAACAGAUUGUGACUGGAGUCUGCUUAAGCCAGCGGGUGCCCUGUUAUCGUUGUAUUUUUAUAUCAUAAAUAUGCUCAAUAUAUCACUACACUGUGCCAUAUCAAAAGGUGCCAACCCUGCUCUUCUAAAAACCAAGUCUGGGAUAACUGUAUGGUUGGCAGGAAAAGGAGGAACAGUGAACCAUGGUGUUUACACCGAGAUGGUAUAUCUGUGGCAUUGCUGGCAGUUUGUAAUGUUUUAUUUACGAUUUCUAUUCUUCUCCUGUGUUUAGUAUUAGAUCUGUCUUGCUGACGGCUUGGUUUGACAUUCCUAAGGUACCCAGACCUCAGCGAUUGUUUCAGUUCAAAUCAAAGUGCCAAUGGUUUGGGAACUGGCUGUUGCAUUCGAGUGUACUUUGGUGUUUUGUAUUUUUUUAUAUCGCUUGUUGAAAUGUAUAGUAACACUUACUCACUUUAGAGUCCUAAACUAAAUAAAUAAAUAAAAGUAACGACCAGCAGUAAAACAAAGCCUGCCUGUUGAUAUUUAUCCUGUGAAAUGCUUUGCGGGGUUACACACAGAUCUGUUUUUUAUACCCCCCUCCCCCCUCCCCGUGCUCCAGUAAGCCCAGACGAGCCUGAAACUAUCGCCAUUGCUACCUUUUCAUAAAACACCGUGCCAAAGCUCCUGUCACGUUGCCAAACCGCUAAAUCAACAGUGCUUAAAAAAAAAAAAAAAGAGCUUCAAUGUUUUUCCAGGACCGGAUACAACUUAAUUGAUACGUGUAUUUAUUUAUUUACUUAUUUAUUUAUUUAUGUAUGUAUGUAAGUGUUACUAUAACUUUUAGCCAAUACAAGAAGCCUCAUCUUAUUUCUAAACAAAGCUAAACUGUCUCCGUGUUCUGUUCUCUAACUCCACGGCCUGCGUGCCGGCUUUAGUUUGGUGGCGAAUAUUCCCGAUUCCCUCAUUGUACUGGUUUUGUUUCAUUUUGGAAACAUUCCAUGUGGCUGGCUUCAUUACUAAAUGGCCAUGCUUUCUUCUCUGCAAAUAAUAAUAAUAAUAAUAAUAAUAAUAAUAAUAAUAAUAAUAAUAAUAAUAAUAAUACAGAAGUGAGGAAGUAAAAACAUGGAAGAAUCUUCUAUCCUGUUUAGUCUGCUGAAUGUUGAGAGUGACACUGUUGUUAUGAUCCACACUGGAUAAUGUAUUCAAUGUGACUCCAGUGUUUUUUCACCCUUUUAUCUUACACUAGAUCCUUUGAAUUGGGGACCCAAGAGUUUCAGUAGUACAGCAUAAGCAGCGAAGCCAACCUAGAUUUUCCAGAUCUGGAGUUUUUAUGAACGAUUUUUUGUAUUUUGUGUUUCACGCCAAGUUAUCUUUUAUUAUCUUUUAAAGAUGGUACGGUGGUUGAUGUUUACAAUCCCAUAUCCUUAACUCUCUUGUGCAUGCACUUGUCAUUACUUGUGUUGUUAUUAUUUUAUUGUAACUAUGUUUUUGUACAGAUGCACUCGUCUCGUAGGUACUAAAGUGUUCCAGUUAGCUGUAAAUAUUUGCUCUAUGUACUCGACCCGUCUGUUUGUCAGUCUGUCUGUCAGUGUGCUAUUGUGAGAAUUCUUUAGCUAAUGCAAGUCUUAUGUUACUAAGAUCUUUGUGGGUUUCAGAACAGGAUUGGGAAUGUUUAGGGUUUAAUGCACCACUUAAAGGGGGCCAAUGGCAUUCGGCUGUGCUGGUGGUGUACAUUUUACCCAUAUGGGGUAAGAGGAUAUGUUUUUGUCCUACUCAUGCAUCCCACUGAGUGAAUGAUCUAGGCUGUAGGAAUGACAUGCCUGUGCAACUCUAAACACCCUCCCCUAGCUUUCUGGAUGUAUGAAUUAACUCUGUGGAACACCUUUUUGGGGAAUUUUAAUUUUCCUUCAGUGCUUUAUAAUGUCGUGGUGUGGGUUUGUGUUGGUUUUUGUGGAGUAAUCCCUUUAAAAACCCUGGACAGGGAGAGAAUUGGUGUCAGCAGGGGGAUUAGGUUCCAAUAAGGGAGCUGUGGACAGGGCUGUGCAUUACAUUUCAAACCCACCCUGGAAGUACAUCAUGUUCAGCACAGUCUUAGAGACACUCAGAGUUACAAUACAAACUAUGUGCAGAUAAUGGGGCAAUACAGCACUGGAAAUUCACGUCCUUACUUUAAAGUGAAUUCGUAGUUUUGAGAGUUCAAAAUCCCACUGUGAAAAAGACUGUGGUUUGGACUGGAUAUUUGAUCCAGCCAUUUCCUUGAAUUCCUUCUUUCUUAACAAUGUGUAAAUUUCCACAAAUAAUGAUGCCUUUGAAAAAGAUCCCCGUGGUGCCAGGACUCCGGUAUGGGGUUAAAUAUUUGCUAAAUACAGCGCAUGAAUUCAAUCCUUGAUUCCUGGACAGUUUGAAUAAGAAACCUAUAAACCUAAUCGCUGUAAAUAACAUGCUUGCGAUGUUCCUUAAAUAUUUAUUUUAUGUCAAGGUCACUUUUGAGUAGAAAAGGCAGGAGAAACACAGAACGCUGUAGAUAAGGUGAUAAAACUGACCUUGUAUUGGCAUUGGCUAAGUGCUCGCACAAUCAUACACACACACACACACACACACACACACACACACACACACACACACACACACACACAUAUGCGCGUAGCCCCAAUGGGAGUGUGUUUUGCAUUUAAAACAAUUGCAAUGAAAAAUGCUGUCAAUUGUGCCAAAUUAUUUAGUGUUUAUCCUUUGUAAAGGAUCAGGUCUUUGAACGGGACCAAAAGCCCUCCUGUAACUCUUUUGAGUGACUUGUGUGCAGCCCGGCAUUCACAGACUGGUCCUGACUUUGAGUGGGGAGUGGGGAGCUGUGUUUGAACAAAGCUUUGAGUCCAGGGCUCUGAAAGGGGUUACACCACAAAGGUCUGUCCUAUUCUCUUUCAGCAAACACUAGAGAACUAGUUCCUUCCAGU
Molecule: messenger RNA, 7150 nt
Organism: Polyodon spathula (Mississippi paddlefish)
Lineage: Eukaryota; Metazoa; Chordata; Actinopteri; Acipenseriformes; Polyodontidae
Product: fibroblast growth factor receptor substrate 3-like
Exons: 7
Coding region: 348-2267 (639 amino acids)
Biological process (GO): cell surface receptor protein tyrosine kinase signaling pathway
Cellular component (GO): cytoplasm
Source: RefSeq, a predicted model, not a curated record